Haemonchus placei is the source of this 318-nucleotide messenger RNA. The record is from the annotation of a GenBank genome assembly. NCBI's taxonomy places the organism in Eukaryota, Metazoa, Nematoda, Chromadorea, Rhabditida, Trichostrongylidae.
AAAGAGGGUGCUUUGGACUUGUUCGAUGACUGUUUCGCCGAGCCCGCGUGGGACUUUUUGAAGAACUACUGUGAGAGCUGUUUUUGUGUGAUCGUGCAGGACCUUGUAAGGACAUUGUGGUAUCUAUACGAAGCUGAAUUUCCGCCCAUCUCUCCGUCCAGUAACGACGUUCCUCCAGCACUAUUUUCGCGUUUUCGGGACUUUCCAAGAAAAGUGGAUCCGGAGUAAUUCGUAACUUCCAAGAUCUAUUUCCAGGUACUGCAAAUGAUGACAGGAUUUCUUCAGCAUCUCUCGAAUUUAUUUGAAAACAUCUUGUAA